Messenger RNA from Penicillium subrubescens, 2244 nucleotides. RefSeq lists its product as uncharacterized. The record is from RefSeq and is a predicted model, not a curated record. Bases 1 to 2244 code for a protein of 747 amino acids. Lineage: Eukaryota; Fungi; Ascomycota; Eurotiomycetes; Eurotiales; Aspergillaceae. The transcript is spliced from 6 exons. Gene Ontology annotation, molecular function: RNA binding.
AUGACUGUCCAGCUUGUUGUUCCCAAUCCCGAGCCCAAGUGCCCUCGCGGGGAUCGCCUGCAAGAGGAGCCAUCGGCCAAGAAUGCCCAGGGCUUGUUCCCUCCCGAGGCUUGCAUUUUUGUUGGCAAUUUGUCUACCAAGGUUCCAACCGAGACCCUGGCAGAAGACCUAAAGUCGGUAUUCACCCGGUUCGGUGCUUGCCAUGUCAAGAUCAAGCAAGAUAAAAAGAAGGGAUUGCCCGGUGCUUUUAUACAGUUUGAACGCGUGGAAGACGCUAGUGCAGCCCUUGCUAGCGAAGAAUCGACCAUUCUCCAUGAUCGAAUACUCAGAAUUGAAAGAGCCAAAGGGCGCAGAACUGCCUGUCUUGGGCUUCGCUCACUUCAACCAAUUACGGCUCGAGACGUAUUGGGUGCUUUGGAAGGUCGUGGCUCGCUUGAAGUCUAUACCAUCGAACCACAACAGGCGGGAUAUCAGACUUGGACUGAUAUCGCCAAGGUGACCUUUGCCUUUGUCGAUGACUGUAGAGACGCAAUCAAGUACUUUCAAAAGGACGAGAAGUACUUCCUCCACCUCCUCGACAUGGACGGCAGCCCACUUCUCCAGGGCCCCGUUCAGGGUCCUGGCUCUCGUCCUCGCCCCUACAAUGGGCACUUCUCUCUCCCCGCGGCAACUUCCAGCCGCGUAACAACAACCGCCAGCACCGCAACGAUGAACGGUGAGAACAUGGCUCCCCGUGGUGGUUACAUGCCCACCCCACCCAACAUGAUGAAUGCCAUGCCCAUCAACAAUGAUAUCUACCCUCCGUUUUUCCAACCUCCACCUCCAUUCCAACCUCACCCUCAUGGUCCAAAUGGUUAUUCUUUGCCUCCGCCUCAAUUCAUCGUUGGCCCUCACCCUGUCCACAUGGGUCCUCAUCAACACAUUGAUACCGUUGGUCCUCCUCCUCCGCUGCCCAGUGGCGGCCACUACAUGAUUCACGGCCAGCCUAUUUGGAGCUCAAGUCCACCAAUUCCUCCAUACUUUCCGCCUCACAUGUACCCCCAAGAGCAUGGCUACUUCGGCCCUCAGCCCGGCAUGAACGGUCCUCCCAACGGGUACUUUGGCCCUGUUGACAAUUACGGCCCUGUCCCUGUCGGCGCUGCUGGCCCCAUGCCUUAUGUCGAGCCCUGGCCUGGACAUGCACGAUCCUCUUAUUCACCACCCACCGUUAAUGAGAAAGGAUCAAAUGGCCAUUUCCCCCGCAACACACCGGCACCAAUGCAGCCGCACAACGUGCAUGCCAGUUUCACCCCAAGGGAGAAGGUUGUCGUCGACCAGUCUUCUGAGGAAACCGUGGGAGGGUGCCCAUUGAACCCCAAGACCCCCGAGAAGGCCCCUCGUCUCAUCCGUGUCUAUCACGAUGAUGAUGAUGAUGAUGACGACGACGAAUACCCCAAGACUGGCUCUGAGAAAGCAUCCAGCAUCAAUGCCGUCGUGGUUUCCGUGCAUGAGAUCACCGACAAUGAUUCCGCCACCGAGGCCGAAUGCCGCUCCCGUUCUCGAUCCCGCUCGCUGUCUCAAGAUCAGCGUCGGACUCGCUCCCAAUCUUCUGACUCUCGAUCACGUUCCCGAUCCCAGUCACUGUCUGGAUCGCGCUCCCGUUCCGUCUCUGCCUCUGGCAUUCGACAGAGCUUGUCUCCCUUCUCGCGUUCUCCUGCCCACUCGCGUUCUUCAUCUAGUGAUUCGCAGAAGAGCAAGAAGAGUGUAAGAUGGAGCGAGAACCUGGUCAUGGACGGCUCCAAGCCUCCCAGCCGCAGCAACUCUACCAGCAGUACCACAUCCAGCCGCACCUGCGCAUCUCCCACGCAGAAGCCUGUGGGUACUAUUUCUCCUACCAAAAGUGCCAUGAAAUCCAGCCGCACUAGCACAUCUCCCACGCAGAUGCACGUGGAUACCGUUUCUCCUACCAACAAAACCAUUACAUCCAGCCGCAUCUGCACAUCUCCCACGCAGAAGCCUGUGGAUACUUUUUCUCCCACCAAAAAGAAAAUCGAAGAGUACGUUCGGAGUGAGGCUCAUGGCAAAGGACUCAGUGAGGUAGAAUUGCAGGAAGUGAUCGAGUCCCUGAUGGAGGAACAGGCAGCCAAGGCCAAAGAGCAAGAAGAACAGGCUCUGAUGGCUGCGACUGAUGAAUACCAGCCCAUGACUGGUACUGAUCCUGGUGGCUCACCGAAUGGAUCUGUGGCCCAGAAGAAGUCCGUUUAA